AAUGGUUAAUGGUUGAUUAUUUUGACAGGACCCCUUCCGAAUGAAAUUAAGUUAGACAAUUUGUAUCAAAAAUUCACUAUUCUUUUGCAAUAGUAAAAAGAAUACUAAAAUUCUAAUAGGAUAGACAUAUUUCUGAUAUCUGUGAAUGCUUCAUACAAAAUACUGAAUAACAUUUCUGAAAAAUUUUCGUAUUCGGCGUCCAUGUGAAAUUGUUCGAGUUUUCGCAAAUGCAGGGCAUUUCAGUGAAGAUGAACGUUUUGAAGAAAAACCUCUAAUACAAACAUGGUGAAAAUACGUAAAUAGAUGUAGUGAAAAUUGUGUUACAAUAACUAUGUUUCUGAAAAGUGAGUGAGUGUUGUAGACUCCAAAAAAAUGGGGACCCAAACCGCUACUGAAAGUGAAUUUAAUGUAUUACAAUUCGAAAAGCAGCUAACGACUCUGAAAGACUCCCAAGAGGCCAUAAACACAUGUUGUCAGUGGUGUCUUCAAAACAGAGCGCACCAUAAAAAAAUAGUUAAUGCUUGGCUCAAUGUUUUGAAGCGUGUUAAGGUUGAACAGAGACUCAUUUUGUUUUAUUUAGCCAAUGAUGUCGUUCAGUACUCCAAAAGGAGGAACUAUCCGUUCGUGGAAAGCUGGGGAAUUGCUCUGCAGAAAGCGACAACUAUGGUUAGGGACGAGAAAGUUAAACACAAAAUUCUCAGGAUAUUCAAAAUCUGGGAACAGAGAAAUGUUUACAACGAGGAAUUCAUUUCAGAUUUAUGUGGGCUUCUCAGUGUUUUACCAAGUGCACCAAAAAGUGAUGAACCACACGAAUUUCAGCCAAACUAUGUAAUCAACAAAAUAAAAACAUGUUCCAAACUGGAAAAAGACACAGACAUCAAGCUCAAGCUGCUGAAGGAACACAAUCCCAAAAUUCAGAUUGAUGACGGACUAACAACGUCCUUGAAAGAUCGAGCCAAUGUAGAUGAUGUUGAAAAAGAAAUUGAAGUCUACAUAAAACACAUGGAGGACUACAUCAACGCAUUGAAACUGGAGAUCAAAAAUAGGAUAACGUUGAUAAGCGUGUUGAAGCAGGCAGAAACGCAGUUGGAAGCUGAUCGAAAAGACGUCAAAGUUGUUGCAAAUGCAUACAAAAUGUUUGGUACCAGGGUGAAAACCUUCCAAAGGAAGUUGGAGGAGCAUAAAGAGACAUUGAGUAGUCCGAUACCUUCGCCUGACGUAAAUGCCCCCUCUCCUAGUCCGGAUUCUGAUAUUGAUUUACCUGAAGAGGAAGUAUCUGAGGUGAUAGCUCCGAAAGAAGCUGCAAUUGCUGAAUAUAACCCUAAAGCUGAGUUGCAGUUCAGUGCAGGGUAUUAUACCCCUGUUCCAACUGAAAAGGAAACGUCAUGCGGCUUUAUUACUAAUGGCACUUCCAGUUUUAUUGGCUCUAACUUCAAUUUGGAGAACUUCCAAAACAAUCUCUUUGGCAACACGCAACCUGUCUCCUCCAGCCUUCCGCAGUCGGAGAAUAGCUACGCGACUACGCCUGUACAGAAUCCUCCUCUGCCGGUGGCUGCCCCAGUAACAGCCCCAUUGCAAUCCUCAACUUACGGCUAUGGAUCUAGUCACAUGCCAUUGAUGCCGCCUCCCAUGCCGCCGUUCGGUAAACCGGAAGGGGAAUACGUGACUGCUGCUUACAGUUAUACCACCACCGCGUCAACGACGACGUACGAUAACUCUUACACUUCUGCUACAACUACUGCAUACGAAACUACGUUGGAGUAUUCUGCCACAGCUGAUAAAGCCACCUUCCAAGAGGAGUCCUUUGAACCACCUCUAGGCGCUAAUCCUUAUCCUCCCAGCGAAGAAUACAAUCCUGAAGAGGACGUCUCGACUUGGGAGCCCGACCCCAGUUGGAAUGGUGGUGCGUCAGUUAUUCCCGACACAGAUACACCGGAGAGUCCCCCGAUGUUCGAAAAAGAAGGUUACAGUGAUCCCGUCGAGUAUCACGACACAUUAAUACCGAGUGGAGCAGUUGAUGUAGACCACAGGGUCGUUCCUGGUUUGUCAGGCGAUUUAGUAGAAGAUUCUUUGGGAAGCCUCGGAGGAAAAGACGUCGACCACAGGAAUUUGAUUAGCUUGACAGGGUCUCCUGGGAAUUCCAGCUCUAACAAUCCGACCAAUACAGCAACUGAUUCGGCUUGGAAUCAAACGGAUCAAGACUAUAGGAUUCCUCCCGCCGCUUCCGGCCAAGCAGCACCGCCUUCGGCCACUACCAGCGACCGGGACUACCGUCUCAGCUUCAACAUCGAGCAGCUGAAGCUGCCGCCCCCUCCACCUCCGCCUCCGAAGACGCUCGACGAGACCGCCUCCGCAACCGCCUCCAGGUUACCGGCGCCGUUCCCUGUAGAAUCGGAAUCCUCGCUCACUGAGUACAGGACGACCACUGGAUCGCCGUCUCGCAGGAACGACAGCACCGAGGACAUGGACAUGGAUAUGAGCGAUGACGAGGGGCGGCAUAAGAACAACCUCAAGAUCAUCGUGGACGCAUCCAUUGACCAGUCGUACUCGCUGGAGCCUCCCCCUCCUUUGCCCAACUUACCCGACGACGAGGACGCCAACAACUUCCUCGACGACCUCAGCAACGACCUGCAUGAGUUCAGCAACCUUUCCGACGACAACUCCAACACGAACAUGGUCGAAUCGAUCAUGUCCGAUCCGAACGUCAUGAACCAGGAUCACCAGCAGCAGCAGCAGUGGGACCACGGCCCGCUGAUGCCGCCACCGCCGAUGAUGACGUUCAACGACAUGGUCAGCCCGCCGAUGAUGCCGCCGCAGCACAUGAACACCUCGAUCCCGCCUCCGCCGAGGCCAGGUAACAUCCUAAUGAGCUCCCCUCCAAUGAUGAAUCCGCCUCCUCCCAUGAAUCAACCACCAGCUAUGACUCAUCCGCCAGCCAUGCCUCUCCCGCCUCCUCCCCAACCUUGGAUGACGGAAGAUGAGCCCCCGAUGGAACCGCAUCACUACUCGAAUGACUUGGACGGCGACAGGCAGUGGAUGAAUGACAAAUAUCAGGAGGAGGAGAACUGGGACCAGCCCGCCCAUCAGGACUAUGGACACGAUUCGAACUGGGACAACCAGGAGAUGCAUCCACCAAACGAGUGGCUCGGCCCCCCACCCCUCAAUAACAAUUUUGGGCCGUUCAGGGGGAGGGGGAAUAACUGGGGCAAUUUCGUGAAGAGGG
This is a messenger RNA of Leptinotarsa decemlineata (Colorado potato beetle), 3223 nucleotides long. RefSeq lists its product as uncharacterized. Lineage: Eukaryota; Metazoa; Arthropoda; Insecta; Coleoptera; Chrysomelidae. Gene Ontology annotation, biological process: mRNA 3'-end processing. The record is from RefSeq and is a predicted model, not a curated record. Gene Ontology annotation, molecular function: RNA polymerase II complex binding.